Molecule: messenger RNA, 5166 nt
Organism: Artibeus jamaicensis (Jamaican fruit-eating bat)
Lineage: Eukaryota; Metazoa; Chordata; Mammalia; Chiroptera; Phyllostomidae
Gene: TNK2
Product: tyrosine kinase non receptor 2
Exons: 19
Coding region: 1167-4373 (1068 amino acids)
Biological process (GO): regulation of keratinocyte differentiation; negative regulation of epidermal growth factor receptor signaling pathway; protein phosphorylation
Cellular component (GO): extrinsic component of cytoplasmic side of plasma membrane
Molecular function (GO): ATP binding; protein serine/threonine/tyrosine kinase activity; protein tyrosine kinase activity
Source: RefSeq, a predicted model, not a curated record
CGCGGCAGAGAGCCCAGCCUGGGGGUGGUGUGGGGGACGCCGGACGGCGCGGACUGGAGGCGCCCGCCGCUGUGGACGGGCUCGGGGAGCUGGCCUGUGGUGCAGGAGGAGGGGCUGGGGGCCCGCAAGCAGCAUCAGGAGAAGGGAAGCAGCCUCGCAGUGCAGGAGCGUGGGGAGGUCCGCGCCGGGGUGCAGGAACGGGGGGAGGGGAGCCCACGCCGGCUGCUGCGGCAGUCCGAAUUCGAGGACCGCGCCUGGGAGCGCGGGAAGGGGCUCGAAAGUUCUGGGGAGCAGGGCGGGCUGUACUGGGAAAGCUGCAGGCACUUCAGACGGGAGGCGGUGGUUCUAGGAGAGGCCCCGGCUCGCCGAGGGAGACUCGAGCUGGUCGGGAGGGCACGGCCUGUCGGGCCUCGGGGGCCUGAGGGGGAGGGGCGCCUGGGGGUGCAGGAAGCAAAUUGGCUGCCCGGGGUGCAGGAGGGACAGGUGGUGCGGGCUGUCCAGGAAACAUUUCUAGACGGGAAGGGGUCCCAGGAAGGAGAGAGACCCCCUGAGGGGCACAGGAUCCGGAGGCGCCGGCGGCGGAGGAGGUGGUAACCCCACAGGCUGGCAGCCCAGCACCAGGAUCUCUCCAGGAUUGAAGUGAACGCAAGAUGUAGGGGUUUGGGAAGUGGAGAGCAGAAGCACACUGACAGCGUCUGUGUCCUGCUGGAUCCUCCUCUGCCAUCUCAGCCUGGACAUCAUUGAAGCUGUGUCCGCAGAAAGACAGCAGAAGGGGAGAGAGGAAGCGGUGCAGUUUUCAACAGCGAAGCAGGACUUCCCCCAGUGCUGUAUAUGCCAACUAGAGUGAUGGGGCAUUUCCUUAGAGUCUAGACUGGAGCCUCCUCCCCAGACCAGUGUGAUGUCAGACCUGGACUGACCUGAAGGUGUGGGGUUGCCUGCAGUUCUCAUGGGAUGAGGUCUUGAGGGGAACCAGUUUGGCCUUGGUCCAGAAGCUUGAGUCCUGCUCACAAAGGGAAAGGUGGCCUGAGCUCAGCCCUAAAUACCUGGUACUAUGGAGUCCGUGAUGCUUCAGAUGCCAGCAAAAUGAGAGGGUGUGCGGUGCACCUUGGGACCCUGGAGGCUGGAAUAAGAAGAGAGCCUCUGCAGUAGGACUUCCUCUGCUGCCAAUGGCCCCACCUGAGUGCUGGCGGCUGGGGAGCAGCAGUAUGCAGCCGGAGGAGGGCACAGGCUGGCUGCUGGAGCUACUGUCCGAGGUGCAGCUGCAGCAGUACUUCCUACGGCUCCGCGACGACCUCAAUGUUACCCGCCUGUCCCACUUUGAGUAUGUCAAGAAUGAAGACCUGGAGAAGAUUGGCAUGGGCCGGCCCGGCCAGCGGCGGCUGUGGGAGGCUGUGAAGAGGAGAAAGGCCAUGUGCAAGCGGAAGUCCUGGAUGAGCAAGGUGUUCAGUGGAAAGCGGCUGGAGGUUGAGUUCCCCCCCCAUCACUCUCAGAGCACCUUCCGGAAGACCUCGCCCACCCCUGGUGGCCCAGCAGGGGAAGGGCCCCUGCAGAGUCUCACCUGCCUCAUUGGGGAAAAGGACCUACAUCUCUUUGAGAAGCUCGGAGAUGGCUCCUUUGGCGUGGUGCGCAGGGGCGAGUGGGAUGCCCCCUCAGGGAAGACGGUGAAUGUGGCUGUGAAGUGCCUGAAGCCAGAUGUGCUGAGCCAGCCAGAGGCCAUGGACGACUUCAUCCGGGAGGUCAACGCCAUGCACUCGCUUGACCACCGGAACCUCAUUCGCCUGUAUGGUGUGGUGCUCACGCCACCCAUGAAGAUGGUGACGGAGCUGGCGCCACUGGGAUCGUUGUUGGACCGGCUUCGCAAGCACCAGGGCCACUUCCUUCUGGGUACUCUGAGCCGCUAUGCCGUGCAGGUGGCUGAGGGCAUGGGCUACCUGGAGUCCAAGCGCUUUAUUCAUCGUGACCUGGCUGCACGCAAUUUGCUGUUGGCCACCCGCGACCUGGUCAAGAUUGGGGACUUCGGGCUAAUGCGAGCACUGCCCCAGAACGACGACCACUACGUUAUGCAGGAGCAUCGCAAGGUGCCCUUUGCCUGGUGUGCUCCUGAGAGCCUGAAGACACGCACCUUCUCCCAUGCCAGUGACACCUGGAUGUUUGGGGUGACACUGUGGGAGAUGUUCACCUACGGCCAGGAGCCCUGGAUUGGCCUUAAUGGCAGUCAGAUCCUGCAUAAGAUUGACAAGGAAGGGGAGCGUCUUCCCCGGCCUGAGGACUGCCCCCAAGACAUCUAUAAUGUCAUGGUACAGUGCUGGGCUCACAAACCAGAGGACAGACCCACCUUUGUGGCCCUGCGGGACUUCCUGCUGGAAGCCCAGCCCACGGACAUGCGGGCCCUUCAGGACUUUGAGGAACCAGACAAACUGCACAUCCAGAUGAACGAUGUCAUCACUGUCAUCGAAGGGAGGGCUGAAAAUUACUGGUGGCGUGGGCAGAACACACGGACGCUGUGUGUGGGGCCCUUUCCUCGAAAUGUGGUGACCUCUGUGGCUGGCCUGUCGGCUCAGGACAUCAGCCAGCCUCUGCAGAAUAGCUUCAUUCACACGGGGCACGGCGACAGUGACCCCCGCCACUGCUGGGGCUUCCCCGACAAGAUUGACGAACUGUAUCUGGGAAAUCCCAUGGACCCUCCUGACCUGCUGAGCGUGGAACUGAGCACCUCCCGGCCCACCCAGCAUCUGGGAAGGGUGAAAAGGGAGCCUCCACCUCGCCCACCUCAACCUGCCAUCUUCACUCAGAAACCGACCUAUGACCCUGUGAGCGAGGACCAAGACCCCCUAUCCAGUGACUUCAAGAAGCUGGGCCUGAGGAAGCCGAGCCUGCCCCGUGGGUUGUGGCUGGCAAAGCCCUCGGCCCGGGUGUCCUGCACCAAGGCGGGCCGCGGUGGCAGUGGCAGUGAGGUCACACUCAUCGACUUCAGUGAGGAGCCCGUGGUCCCCUCCCCACGGCCCUGCGCACCCUCGCUGGCGCAGUUGGCCAUGGAUGCCUGCUCCUUGUUGGACAAGACCCCACCACAGAGCCCCACAAGGGCACUGCCCCGACCCCUGCACCCCACACCUGUGGUGGACUGGGAUGCGUGCCCACUGCCACCACCUCCUGCCUACGACGAUGUGGCCCAGGAUGAGGAUGACUUUGAGGUCUGCUCCAUCAACAGCUCCCUAGUGGGCCCAGGGGUCCCUCCUGGGCCCAGCCAGGGUGAGACCAAUUACGCCUUCGUGCCCGAGCAGGCACGGCUCCUCCCUCCCCUGGAGGACAACUUGUUCCUCCUGCCCCAGGAGGGGAGCAAGCCCCCCAGCUCAGCCCAGACUGCAGAGAUCUUCCAGGCGCUGCAGCAAGAAUGCAUGCGGCAGCUGCAGGUCCCAGCUGGCUCACUGGCACCCUCACCCAGCCCAGUGGGAGAUGACAAGCCCCAGGUGCCCCCUAGGGUGCCCAUCCCCCCAAGGCCCACACGCCCACGAGGUGAGCUGUCUCCAGUCCUCUCAGGCGAGGAAGAGAUGGGGCGAUGGCCUAGACCUGCCUCCCCUCCCCGGGUGCCUCCCCGGGAACCCCUGUCCCCUCCAGGGUCAAGGACCCCCAGCCCCCUGGUGCCACGUGGCAGCUCCCCGCUGCUACCUCGGCUUUCAAGUUCACCUGGGAAGACCAUGCCCACCACCCAGAGCUUUGCCUCAGACCCCAAGUAUGCCACACCACAGGUGAUCCAGGCACCUGGCCCACGGGCUGGUCCCUGCAUCCUGCCCAUCGUCCGAGAUGGCAAGAAGGUCAGCAGCACCCACUACUACCUGCUGCCUGAGCGCCCACCCUACCUGGACCGCUACCAGCGCUUCCUGCGGGAGGCACAGAACCUUGAAGAGCCAGCCCCCCUGCCUGUGCCCCUGCUGCCCCCACCCAGCAUCCCAGCCCCUGCCGCCCCCACUGCCACUGUUCGACCCAUGCCCCAGGCUGCCCCAGACCCCAAGGCUAACUUCUCCACCAACAACAGCAACCUAGGGGUCCGGCCACCAUCCUUGAGGGCCGCUGCUCGGCUGUCACAGAGGGGCUGCCCUGGGGUCAGGCCAGAGGCUGGACGGCCAACAGAUAAGAUCCAGAUGCUGCAGGCCAUGGUGCAUGGGGUGACCACAGAGGAGUGCCAGGCAGCCUUGCAGAGCCACAGCUGGAACGUGCAGAGGGCUGCCCAGUAUCUGAAGGUGGAGCAGCUCUUUGGGUUGGGCCUGCGGCCGAGAGGCGAGUGCCACAAAGUGCUGGAGAUGUUCGACUGGAACCUGGAGCAAGCCGGCUGCCACUUGCUGGGCUCCUGUGGCCCCGUCCACCACAAGCGCUGAGAUGUCUGGAGAGCCAGAGGUUUGCCCUGGAGGAACCACUUGAGCCUGUCCAGCUGACAGGAUGGGAAGAUGCCCAUCCCAGGCCUGGAGGACCUGCUGCACCCGCUGUUCCUACUGGCAGAGCGAGGCCAAGGCAGCAGGAGGCUGGGAGCCCUGCCUUGCCUGUCCCUUCCUCACCCAGCACUGCCCCUGCAACUUCAGUUCGACUCACGGUGCCCCAAGCCUGGGUACAGGAAGUUGCCCCGAGACAGCAGGCCUGGGGUGGCCUCAGCAGGCCCUGUGGCUGACCUGCCUGUGGCUUCAUCCGCUGUGGUAGGGCCUGUCGCUGGAGUGUGCCCCCAAGUCCUUCUGACAGGAAAGCCAGGUUUGACCCUGGGCCAGGAGGACGUGUUGGCCACACCACAAGGUGGACCAGUGCAGGGCUGGCCCUUCUCCAGGGAGCCCCUGGCAGGCAUUUGGGUGUCCAACAGAAUGUGACUUGUGGCCUCACCAUGGACAGUGGUUUGCGACAUGGCUGGUCUUUAGGUCUUGUGCCUGGAAGUAGCCUGAGGUGGCUAAGGAAGCAGAGCGUUGGUGCCGGAUAGUUCUCUGGCUGGGACCAGGGCCCAAGGCCCCAGGGUUGGAAGGAGACCAAGGGGGUGGCUGCCCCGGAGAGAUCCUAGUGCUUCCUCUGACCCAGCUCUUCCCUGUGCUGUUCCUUGUUUUCCCACCAGCCUCUGUCGCCAAAGUUGCUGCCCCAGCAAUGGAUAUUUGCUUCUUUCAGAGAAAUAAAAUUAGUUUCUAUUUUAUGUUA